Molecule: messenger RNA, 6627 nt
Organism: Cinara cedri
Lineage: Eukaryota; Metazoa; Arthropoda; Insecta; Hemiptera; Aphididae
Source: the annotation of a GenBank genome assembly
AUGGCCGAUUUUUAUAGUACAGCGAAUCCCAACCUGAAGGUAAUUACGAUUUGUUGAGGGGGGGGGUGAAAAAUACCUAACCUAACUAAUUUUGUUUUAUUUUAUGUACUUUAGAGCUAUUAUUAUUAACUCUGCAUCAGUCAUGUGUACUACGAUUGUAAAAUAUUUUUUUUGGGGAGAGGGAUAGUUGUUAAUACCUUAUUUAUGGGUAAUAGUCUCAAAAAGGUUGGUUUGCAGAGUGGAUUGUAGAUUAUUUCAAAUCCAGUAAAUGAUAUCAUUUUUUUUAUUUUUUAUUUAAGUAUGUAACCAAUGUAUAUUAUAAAUCAUGCCUUUUUUUUUUUUUUAACAAAUUCUAAUAUUAAAAACAUCAGUAGAUAAAUCAAAAAAAAGUGAGACCAAAAAGAUAAUAAAUAUAUUUAUUAACCAAUUGGUGGUUAUAAUAAUUAUAAUGAGAGGUUGCACAAAUAUUUCAUUUAUAUCAAAAUUUAAAUCAUAACACAAGAAAAUCAAUUUGACAUUCGAGAAUAUAAUUUACUGUGAAUUGUAACUAUCGCAUUAUUUCAAAUUAAAACAAUUUCUAUGGCCGCUGAUGUUGGUGUAUCAGAAUUAUGUCUUAAACCUUAUCCUUAACCUAAAACAAUAAAUUCGUGUAUAAUUAUCGUAAUAAAAAUAUUUUCGAAAUUAUUAAUAUCCUUUGUUUUAUAACGUAUUAUAUUGUUUAUAACACUGUAAGGGGUGGAGUGGGAAUCAAAUUCAGGCCUGAAGAUUAAAUUGUAUCAUCAAUUCACCCAAUAAAAUACGUACCUACCAAAUACAAUUAUUCUAGAUUUUUAAUUUGUACUAGCGGUGAAUCCAGGAUUUAAACUUGAGUGGAAUUAAAUACGGUUUUACUUGAGUCACGGGUCAAGAUAGGAGAGAUGGAGGAAGUUUUGACCUCCCUCCCGUCGAAAAAUAUAUAAAAGUGUACAGUUUAUUAUAAUAUUAUAAAUGCAUAUAUAAACCACUGAAAUAAGUGUAUAAUAUGUGUCUUGACAUAACUUUUUACUAACUUUUGAGUACCUAAUCAAAAUAUUUUACACAAAUAAACUGGCCAGCACCUGACCAGGUUAUAAUAUCAGGAUUAUAAUAACAUGAUCCGGGAAAUUUGGACAAUUUCCUAACAGACCAGCCAUACCAUUGCAGGAUUGUUAUCCUGCACCACAUUAAACCACGUUGCACGGUCGUAUACUGUGAAAUAUGCAUCGGGGCCGCAUUUUAAUACAUGGGUCCCGAUUGACUUUUUUUUUGCUUAUUAGUUCUUCUUGCGCGGGUCACUAUAUAUGGUUACAGCCUGUAAAAUUUGCUUAAAUUGUUAUCCUACUCUACACAGUUUUAUACCGUACAAUAUGCACUGGGGCCGUAUUUGGAUACAUGGGCCCCGAUUGAAUUUUUUUUUUUGCUUAUUAGUUUUUCUUGCGUGGGUCAACUAUAUAUGGUUAUAGCCUGUAAAAUUUGCUCAUAUUUGCCGUAGAGUUGUUAAAAUACGGUAUUGUUUUUUUUGUAAUAUCAUAUUACACGCGUAUCUAGGGCUGCAUUUAACAUGAAACAAAAUAAAAAUACCUUAUUUUAACAACUCUGCGGCUUGUAAAUAGUAUAAUGUAAAUGUAACGAUAAAACCCGACGGAAACCCGCUACGUUUUAAUGGCGAAAAACGUUUUAUCCGACAAACGAAAAUAUUAUUCCAUUUUAUCGUAUCGCUUUUGCCAAAAUUGAAAACCUAUAAUAAUUUUAUACCGUGUUGCGUUUGUAUACCGUCGAUAAAACCUUAUAUCAACGUCCAUAUAAAGUCCACUCACGUACCUAAUAAUAUAAUAUUAUUACAUUCUGCGUUCAUGUGCUCGCUCGGUUAUAUUUUCAUUUCGUAUAGAAAACUAUAAAAAUUUAAUAUAUUGUAAGUGCCUCAAGCUAACCUCAAUAAUACAGUUUUCAAGAAACUCGUCUUCUUGGUAUUAUAUUAUUAUAGACCGUUCCGUUAUAAACUUCAAAAGUAUAAUAUCGUUAUGUACUUAGACUUUCUUUUGUACGGCGGUGAUGUUUCUGAACACAAUACUAAGAAACUUUCACACAUAGUUCGUCAGACGUGGUUUUGACUUUGUACUUUGAUAUAACCUGUCCUACCGUCUCGCGUAUACGGAGUUCAUAACACAAUUUAUUACUUUAAAAGCAAGAGUACACCGGAAACUCGACUUUGUGGUAGCAAUAUUUUUAAUGUAUAAAACUUGAAUAGCGUUGUUAUAAUAAUUUGCGAAACAAAUUGUUACUUAUUUUAUAGCCAGAUGCGUUACAAUAUAUCUUGUUAAAGAUGAUGCAUUCGCAUAACUUAUAAAUUGUAAAAUAAACAAAUAACAUCAACAAGAGUCCACUACGAUAAAAAUAAAAUAUAUUCAAGAACUUUUCAUCUAGAUGAAAAAAAAUAUUAUUGGUACACGUCUAGGAUUCAAAAAGGUCGUUUGAUUGAUAUCGAUUGUGAUUAUUUGAUAGAAUUCGCUUUCUAGAUUUGCUUUUAGAUUUACAAAGGGUAAAAACACGCACUGCAGUUUUAACGUUUCGCCCUUACAAGCCAUUAACCAAUAUUAAUAAUAUUAUAAAUGAAACCCAUAACGACUUCAGUAUAAUCACGUUAUUUUUAUUCGAUUUUAUCAUCCCGUCCCGGCAGUAUAUCCCAGCAGUAGCAUUUUCGCACUCCAUCAACCUCGUAUCUCCCCUAUAAUAACCUUUAGCCCCCUUUUUCUUUGGUCUACUUCCCCUACGGUCUCCGUAAACACUUCCGCCUAUAUUAUUAUCCUAUCGUCUUUCCUCCUAUCCCGUGAUUACACAAUGCAUCCACCUUAACAUAUCUCUACUAUAUCCUCAAGGACUGUUGGGUCCUUAUCGGUUUCCUUCCGCUUUGUUUUUUGUACAGUAUAUACUCGUAUUAUAUUGUUGUUAUUUAUUGUCGGUGAAUAAUAUUAUUAUUAUAUAGGGGCGGUCCGAUACAUAAUCCGAUACUCAAUACUCGACUUUUUAACAGAUAUUUCACGAAAAAACUAUAUCUAUUAUAACGUCUAUGGAAUAUGUAAAAAGCGAUUAAAAAAUCGGCUUUUCAACCGCGGUAUAACGGUUAGUUCUGACAUCAACACGUAUUGGGUAUCGGUUUUAUAUCAGACACGGAUAUAAAAGUGUUGUCUGCUCGUCCCUGUUUAUUCGCCCUACAUAAUGUGUUAUAUUUAUAUAAUAAUCAAAUAAAACCGUGUUGUUGUUGUUAUUGUUGUUCGGUCGUUCAGACGUCGGAACUUUCGGCUCCAGAAGUGACAGCGUCAUCUUCAGCCGACUUGCCCAAAAUCGAAGAGACCGUCAAAGAGGAAAUGGUGAAUUUCGAGAGUGAUAUAUACCUAAUGUAGAUUGUUGAUAAAAUUAUAGAUAGAUAUUGUAGAUAGAUAGAUCUUAUGUGUCCGUGCGUUUUAUGUGUUUGACCGAAAAGUAGUCGGUUUGGUAGUGAUAAUCGUAACAGUAGAAUUCGUGCACGCUUUACGCAGGUUCCGUCCUAAUUCCGUCUUUGACCGUGUCGAAAGUAUUGUUUUGUUUAUUUAUAUAGGAACAGGGCCCGUCUACGUCGACCAUGGUGGACCUUGAAAGCCAACGCGCAGAAGCGCUGAGAAAACGGGAGUACGUGGUACAGGAAUUUGUGGAGACUGAAAGGAACUACGUCAUGUAUUUGUCAAAAGUGGUCCACGGCUACAUGGCCGUUUUGAAAGAUCCCAUGGGGUUCGGUUUCAAAAUACCCACGCCCAAGAUAUUGAAGCCCGCCCUACACAAAAACAUCUUCGGCAACAUCGAAACGAUCUACGAAUGGCACAGGGAGUAAGAACAAUAAUAAUACCAUGUACCAGGUUAGGUUAGGUUUUCCUUAAAGUUGGCUGAUUCUCGUUUUCGUUUAAUGAUAAUAAUUAUUAUUGCGCUGUACAAAUAUCUACAAUUUUACGCUGAACUAGCAAACUUGCAAAAUCGAUACUUUAAAAAAAAUUUCUUUUAGUCUUGAAAUUUAACCUCUUUAACGUGGCUUGCGCUUGAAUUUAAGAUUUUAAUACAAACGAAUUAAAUGCAUUCAUAUUUUCCAUCACACCUACAGGAAUGCAUUCCUGUAGAAAAACCUGACAAAUCAUGGGAUUUAAAAUCGGUCAGAGUCAGAGAUUUUCUUUUGAUUUUUUCUGGAAUUUUAAAAAAAAAUUAUUUGUUUUUUUUAAAUAUUAAUGCCAUUAUUAUGGUUUCAAGAAUCAUGGCACACGAAAAAUCAAAUUGGGCACUUCAUAAACAAAAAAAAAAAAAUAAAAUGUAUGCAGUCUACUACAGUUAUAGAUUAAUACCGUUGACUAAAUCGGUUAGUGGAAGCUUUUUAAAUAUUAUACUUCAAUACACUCGUGAAAAAAUUUUAAGUCUGCCUAUCGUUAUGUGUAACAUUUACUUUUAUCAGUUAUCAAUUUUAUUUGUGUUUUGUUAGUGUUAUUGUUAUAAUUUUUUAAUAAUUUCUAAUAGAAACAAUAUGUACUUAACAAUAAGUGGUAUGGUAUGCUUAAAGAUAAUAUAAAUGAUAAACAUAGUAAUUAUAUUGUAUUUUAUCUUAUGGGGUGACAGUAUUUUUUUUAAAAAAUUUUAACUUUUAUUGAAAUUUAAUUUUAAUGGGUAAAAAAGAGUAGUCUGGAAAACAUGGGAAAGCCAGAGAAUCCGUCAACUUGAAAAUUGUGGCAACCUUGAUAUUAUAUAUAAGGAAGUACCUCUUUUUCUUUUUUUUUUUUUCAAUUAACCGACAGCAGUAAAACGCGCCGACUUGUUUUUUUUUUUUUUAAAGAUUUUUAACGAUUUUAUUUGAUUUGUUUACAGUGUAUUCUUGUCUGCCGUCGAAGAAUGCGCCACUCAACCGCACUUAUUUGGAAAGCUGUUCCAAAAAUACAAAAGAAAACUUCACAUGUACGUCAUUUACUGUUGGAACAAAUCAUGCUCUGAUUUAAUCAUGAUUAAUUCCUCCAGUUAUUUCGAGGUAAAAAAUGUUCAUAAAUAAAUAAAAUAAUAGCAUUACGAUAGUAUAUGUUAAUCACGAUUAAAGUCACGACUUUUUCUGUUAAAUAUAUUUUCAUGGUUUCUUUUAAAUGAUAGACAUUUUGUUUUAAUGUGUACACUAAAUGACUAUACGGAACCAAUAGAAUUUUCAUAAUAUUUUCAUGGCAUUUAAAAUGUAUGUAAAAAUAAUAUUCUCGUUUUCCUACAGUACAAUUUUGACGUUACCUUGUUGCAUAGCGUCUCGAUGUUAAAGUUUUUCGUAUUAUGUAUUAUAGUGUAUUAUUAUGUACCAUUGCAAUAUUUCGGAAAAUAUUAACUUUAUUCCGAUUUUUUUUAUUGAAAACUUACGAAACAAAUAGUUUUAUAAUAUUAACUACAUUACAUUUUUUUUUACACUAUUAUUUUUAGGGGUAAAACGGCUACCUAUAUUGAUAAUUCCUUCGAUAAAUUAGUUAAAAAAAAUAAUUUUUGUUGUUAUUCAAACUUUUGAUUUUCAUCAAGCCGUUAACGGGAAACUUUUAAGUUUAGUCGGGGCCAGAUAAGUGAUAGUAGUUGUUUUUGAAAAGUCUAAGCGCAUUGCGCCAUGCGCGAUACGGACUUACCGGCUAUAUAUUGACGUUUUCGUUAUUUCAGAAAAUAAGGAUAGAACUGGGCUACAAGCUACAGCUGUCCGACAUCCUAAUCAAACCCAUCCAGAGGAUUAUGAAGUAUAAACUGCUGCUGGAGGAAAUGCUCAAGUACACGAAACGGGCCGGACUAACCAACGAAAUCGAAAUGUUUCAAGUGGCCAUAGAAAUUAUGAAAUAUGUGCCCAGAGUAGCUGACGACAUGAUUAUUGUCAGUAAGCUAGAAGGAUUUGACGUAAGCACACAAUCACACCAUUACCAAUUACUAUAUUAGUAUUGCGCCCACCGACCGUCUUUCUCAACUGUUAUGUCCCGUAUCGUUUCUAGGGAAACAUAAUUGCCCAGGGCGAUUUGUUGUUGCACGACAACUUUGACUGUGCCCGUAAAUCGGAAGAUGAAUUCAAAAGUACCGAAUUCGAAUGCGAGACUUACGAAAACAUGCACGUUUUCUUGUUCGAAAAGUGCAUAAUAUUCAGCAAAGAGGUACAGUCGAAGAAUCAGUAUACUAACCCGCUGUAUAUUUUCAAAAUGCACGUUCAGGUAUACAUACUUUCGGUGACAUUAUAUAAUAGAGAGUACGCUAAUUGGCAGUCUAUUGGCGAUUAUAGUUAAUGGUCAAUAUUAAUAUCAUGUUUCUGUUUUUUGGCAGAUCAACAAAAUGUAUGUGAAAAAGAAACAAUGUCCGGACCGUUCGCCUAACGAAUUGCUUAUCAUCGAAUCGAUGGGGGGCUUAAAGAAGCCGCCAAUGUGGAUUGUAUGCAGUAUAACCAACCCUAAACUGCAAUCCGAAUGGUGGCUGACUCUUAAUGAGAUGCAAAAACAAAAUCAGGAAUUCUUAAAAGCUAUAAUGUCCCCUAUAACGUAUCAAAGACAACUCACCGAAGAGGCUGCUAAAUCAUUAGAUCGAAAAGAUGACAAAAAACAAUAA